Meloidogyne enterolobii is the source of this 1268-nucleotide messenger RNA. The record is from the annotation of a GenBank genome assembly. Lineage: Eukaryota; Metazoa; Nematoda; Chromadorea; Rhabditida; Meloidogynidae.
UAAAAGGUUUUGCUUCAACGGGAGAUAAGAACUUUGCAGGGAAUUAUGGAUUAUGGGACCAAUUGAGAGCUUUACAGUUUGUGCGGGACAAUAUAGAGAGAUUCGGAGGAGAUCCUCAAAGAAUAACAAUUUCUGGAUUUAGUGCUGGCGCAGCAAGUGUCAGUGCUUUAAGUAUUUCCCCUCUAUCAAAUAAUCUUUUUCAACAAACUAUCCAAAUGAGCGGCACAUUCUUUUCUGAAUGGUCAGUAUCUAAUCGGGUAGUUUUUGAAACUGAGAAAAUGGCUAAAUUUGUUGGUUGUGAUGAUACUUUGGAUGAUUCUAAAGAAUUAAAAAAAUGUUUGAGAGGUAAAACUGUUGAGGAAUUAAUGGAUGCUGUAGAGAGAAUGGGUUCAGCUAGAAUGGAGCCCAAUUCGCUUCUUUUCACCCCCCGAAUAGAUGCAGAUUUCUUCCCAAAUGAUGUUAAAACUUUGCUUCAAAAUGCACCGACAAAAAGAAACUUUAUAGGCGUUGCAGAUACAGAAGCACUUACAUUUAUACUACUGUUAGAUAAAAAAAAUUCUAUGGAUGGGGGAAUGUCUGUGAAACCUGAAGAAAUUGAAAAUUAUAAUAGAAAAAAAUUUGAAAAUUUUGUUAGAAAGCUAGUUGCCCCGAAGAAUGCGUUUGUUAAUGAAAAUGAAGGAAGUGAAGUACAACAAAAAAUAAUUGACUUUUAUUUAUCUGAUAAUGGUAAAAUUGAUGGAAAAAAUAAGAAAGAAGAGUCUUUGUAUUUUUUGAAGAAAUACUUAGAUUUAACUACAGAUCUUAUGUUUAUUGUACCUAUGUUACAAGAAGUCCAUUACAAAUUUGAAAAAGGGUGGCCUGUUUUUAUGUAUAUGAUUGAUUAUUAUAAUAAGAAAUAUUAUCCAAAAAAUAUCCCUAUUAAAGGAAGCUACCAUUGUGUAGAGCUUCCUCCUUUAUUUAAUAUUACUGAAUGUCCUUUUCAUAUCGAGGAAUUCUCUGAAGAGGAUUUGGAAUUUGAAAAAGUGCUACUCACUUCUGUCGUUAAUUUUGUUACUACUGGCAAUCCAAGCAUAUCAACACUUAAAUGGCACAAUUUAAACACCAAAAAUCCUUUACAAUUUGCCCGGUUAAACCCAACUAAUCCAAAAAUGGAAUCAGCAUUGUAUCCCGAAAAAUUAAAAUUUUGGCAAAAAUUAACAGAAAAUUAUUCUUUUGAUGUUAUUAGAGGAAUAAAUAAAGAAACCUUAAAAUCCAAAGAUGAAUUAUAG